AUGGCCAUCGACCUUCCCGACCUCACCGGCCAGGUGGCGCUCGUCACCGGCGGCAACAGCGGCAUCGGCGACAUCUGCGUGCGCCAGAUGGCCCAGGCCGGCGCCCGCGUCUUCCUCCUCGCUCGCUCCGCCGACAAGGCGCAGGCGGCCAUCGCCUCGCUGCGCGCCACCGACGUCGCCGCUGCGGGCCGCGUCGAGCACAUCCAGUGCGACCUCGCCAGCCUCGCGAGCGUCAAGAAGGCCGCCGAGGACAUCAUCGCCAAGACGGACCGCCUCGACGUGUGUCUCAACAACGCCGGCGUGAUGGCGAUGCCGUACGUCUUCACCGAGGACGGCCUCGAGAUGCAGAUCGGCACCAACGUCGUCGGGCACUACCUGCUCACGCUCCUGCUGCUGCCGCUGCUCGUCAAGACGUCGCUGCUGCCCGAGCACGCCGAGCGCAGCGUGCGCAUCGUGCACGUGUCGAGCAUGGGCCACAAGAGCCCGCUCUCGACGACGGACUGGAGCAGCCUCGAGAAAGUCAACCAGCGCGGCGGCCGCCUCGAGUCGACGGCCACGUGGUACCGCUAUGGCACCAGCAAGACGGGCAACAUCCAGCUCGCCAACCGCUUCUCGGCGCUGCUCAAGUCGCUCGGCGCCGAGCGCGUCUACAACCUCAGCCUGCACCCGGGCGUCAUCAAGACGAACCUCACGCAGGGCCCGAUCCAGUCGUACGGCGCCAUCGCCGGCCGCGCCAUCGGCUUCAUGACGCGCUUCCUCACCACGGCCGAGGACGGCGCGCGCACCUCGCUCUACGCCGCCACGUCGGCCGAGGUCGACGCCAAGAAGCUCGACGCCGCCUACCUCGUGCCCACGGCCAAGCUCGCCCAGUCGACGGCCUACUCGCGCGACGCACAGAAGGGCGACGAGAUGAUGGCCUUCUGCGCCGCCUUCGUCAAGGAGAAGGUCGGCGUCGACGCCGAGGCCAUCAAGGCCGAGGUCAAGCAGAUCCUCGCCGCCAAGUGA
Messenger RNA from Tilletiopsis washingtonensis, 1005 nucleotides. RefSeq names its product NAD(P)-binding protein. Bases 1 to 1005 code for a protein of 334 amino acids. The transcript has 5 exons. Lineage: Eukaryota; Fungi; Basidiomycota; Exobasidiomycetes; Entylomatales. The record is from RefSeq and is a predicted model, not a curated record.